Messenger RNA from Acipenser ruthenus (sterlet), 4391 nucleotides. RefSeq names its product coiled-coil domain-containing protein 50-like. The transcript has 12 exons. The record is from RefSeq and is a predicted model, not a curated record. Gene Ontology annotation, cellular component: cytoplasm. Bases 227 to 1792 code for a protein of 521 amino acids. NCBI's taxonomy places the organism in Eukaryota, Metazoa, Chordata, Actinopteri, Acipenseriformes, Acipenseridae. Gene Ontology annotation, molecular function: ubiquitin protein ligase binding.
UGACCCGCUUUGCUCUCCGUAGCGCAGUGCUGCGAUUUCCUCAUUGUGUUUGUUAUAUUGUAUCGUUUUCAUGUGGAGAGGGAGAUAUCCGCAAGUCAGCGUUCGGGUCGCCGACACUAAUCUGUGCUUAAAAACAUCAACCUGAAACCCGGCUGAAAUUUACAGCCCGUCAUAUAGAUUCAAUACCCUGCCGAUCGAAUCUGAAAACAGUACAAUCAUCGGCAACAUGGCUGAUCUAAGUAUUGAUCAGAAUAAAUUACCUGGCGUGAAAGAAGUGUGCCGGGACUUCGCUGUGCUGGAGGAUCAUACCCUUGCCCACAACCUGCAAGAACAGGAGAUUGAGAAUCACCUGGCAUCAAACAUCCAGAAGAGCCGGCUGGUGCAGUAUGACCUGCAGGUGGCGAAGAGAAUGCAGGAUGAAGAGGACAAGAGGGCGUGGGCUCGCAACCAGAGACACCAACGAGACAUAGUGCACAGCGAUAACGAGAUCGCACAGGAGAUUCAGGAGCAGCUGGUGAAGCAGGCCCUGGAUAAACGACAGCAGGAGGAGAAGGACGAGGCUAUCGCUCGCAGACUUCACGAGAAGGAGCUGAAGGAGGAGAGGAAGAGGAAGAAGCAGCUUCAGGAUGUGCCUUAUGAAGACCGCUACUAUGAAGACAACGGAGACCACGUCCGAAACAGACAUCAGGAGCGUGGGCCACAAGAGUCAGAGAGGCCACACAGACACAGACACAGGCACCGGAGCCGGGAAAGAGACCCCGACCCCCAGGCGGAAUCCAGAGCGUCCCAGUCCACCUUCUACGUGCACGACGCCGAACCUACCAGGGCUCCCCACCACAGACACGAACUGCAGGAGCCCGAGAGGGAGCGAGACACGAGGAGGAAGGAGAGGCCUAGUAGACCCCCGCCACCCAACCACAGCAAGAACCACAGCAGGGAACACAGACAAGAACGUGGCAGGGAGAUCAGACGUGAUCACAGCAAGGAACAGAGAGGAGAUCACAGCAGGGACAGCGCGCCACGCCGUAGCAGGGACGCUAGCCGGGAACAGCGGACUAGUGAGAGCUACGGGGCCUCGGCUGGCCUGAGCCGACGCUGGUCUGGGGAGGAGCACAGUGGAAGGGAGGGGAGGGAGGACAGGCAAAGGCUGCCCUCUGGGUGCGAUGAGGUGUUCCAUGAUCCGAGCUCCAGACACUACACGAGGGACGCCAGGACAGAGCCCUCGUGUCGAGCUCAGGAGAGGCACGGAACACGCUCGCAUUCCAGUGAGGACUGGCCAGAGAACCGUCCCCACCACAGAGACCAGAGAGGGAGGAAACCCUGGGGGGAGUACGGGGUGCAGGAGGUGAUUCAGGGAGUCACUCGACUCGACAUCCGAAGCAGCGAGCUGACAGACCUGGAGGUAGCCAUGAGGCUGCAGGAGGAGGAGCUAAAGGCUAGCAACUUAGACAAGAGGGCAGCCCAGAUGGCACAGGAUGAGGAAGUUGCCCGGCUAUUGAUGGAGAAGGAGAAGAGACUGCACGUAAGGUCGAGGGAUCGGGAAAAGGGGACUAUGGAAAUGAGACGACAGGAGCCGGAAUGGAAGCCGGAGCAAGGAGAGGCGGUGAGGCCGCGAUCCCGGGAAGGCUACGAGCUCCAGAGACCGAGGAAUGACAAGCCGACUAGGCCGGCUCGACCCACGGGUGACUAUGAAAACAUUGAUGCCAGCUACAGAAACACAGGCUCCCCCUGCUCGCCUCGACCCUCCUCCAGGUCUGACGCAGCAUAUAAAGGUUCCUAUUCCAGGCAGUGAUCUCGGUUCCGUGCUCACUCUCCUUUGUAAGCUGUGGAAGAAUAAACCCGAUGUGGUUUCCUGAACAUCAUUUUUUUUUUUUUUUUUUUUUUUUUUUUUUUUUUAAGAUCGCUGUUGACAUUCCAUUGCUGUCUAGUUCUGGGAACACUGGGGAGAAAAUUUGUGAAGUGAAGUGACAAUUUGGGAAGCAGACAUAAAAUUAUAUAUAUGUGAAAAUGUUGUGAAAUGUCUGAACAGACUGAUGCCUGUCAAACGUUCUUGUGUGAAAAAGCAUGCAUGCACUGUGGUCUUUUUAUACAGUUACAUUUCUGUGUGUUGUUUUGUAGGGCAAAAUUGUUUGGUGUGUGGAGUUAUUGCAGGGUUAUUCAGAAGCAUGGGCGAUGGGUAAUGACCAUUCAGCAUGUGAAAGCCAAUAUAUCCGCAGUGAAAUCCGCUGGAUCACGAUGGGCAUGGCUGCUGGUGAGCAGACUGAACAUUCACACAGCCAUUGCGGUUUGCACUUCUGAACAGCCCAGCCAGGCUCAGUGAUUGUAGCGGUAUGACAGUUCUACUUCUCACAUUGCCUGACCUGGCUUGAUUUCCAAUCACAAAGCCUGCUUCAGUGUGAGGACAUAUCCAUGCAUUUCAAAUUCUCGUAGCGUCCAACGCCAACACCUGUUCUCAGCUGCGAAUAGUUUUGUUUCAUAGCAGGGACACAGUCUGACUGGAGCACCCUUCAGCAGUCUUCAUAGGAAUAAGCAUGGACCAGCUGACUACAAAACCCAGCACACAAAUGCGGUGUGAGGCAGAACAUUGGGAAUUAAGAGAAAACCUGAACUGAAUGCUUCAGAUUUACAAUGACUUGUAACUAAUGCAUCCCUUUUUUACUCCCGCUACGAGUAAUAAUAUCCUUUGACGUCGCUGGUUACCUUCAUGCUUUUCAGCAGUUGCAAACAGAUUUUAUUUACAAACAAAAGCCCUUGUCAGGGAUUGCUUCUUACAGACUAAAGGAAUUUGUACAUGACGUACAGCUCAGAAAAGGUUUGCAGUUAAUCUUACAGAUUUACGUCCUGCCAUCAUUUCUCUGGUCUCGCAUUGUCCUAUACAAAAAGAUGCACAUGUCUUGCAUUCAGGUUCACUGCUGUGUUGUAAAUGUCCUUUACUAUAAUGUUACUCAUUGUAAAUUCUUUGAUUGAUAACUGGACCUCCCACUUGUAGCUAAAAACAGUAGCAUCUUAGUUGCACGCAAUAUGAAAGAAACCAAGUGCUGGAUUGUAAACUAAGCACCCUCCAAUGUGAUCACUGUCCUCCAUGAUCUUGUGUCUUGCAUAUAAGAUUACAGGAUACUGUAUAUCAGCUUGUUUUGAUAUUUUAAAUCAUUAUUGUUCAGGGAUGGAAAUAAGACUCCUAAUGCAUAACAGUGUUCUCAGUUUCAUGUUUUAAUAUGAACUUGAUUAGCCACAGUGUAUAACUGUCAAGCUCAGGUGUGUCUUGUUAAAUAGUAAAACCAGGAACUGAUCAAACCGCUAUGCAAUGGGAGUCUUUCCAUCCCUGUUACUAGCAACUUUUGCGCAAUUGUAAAAUAUUUAUUUGAGAUAUUUUUUUACCAGACCAUUUUAUUUUUUUUUAUUUUUAUUUUUUUAUAUAUAUAAAAGUAUUUUAUUUGUGAAGUCUUAACAUUGCCGUUUCUGAUCAACUCCGCUGAAAUUGUUGGUGUUGGUUUUGCAUGGUAUGAGUCGAUACAGAAUCAUUGCCUCUUUGUGUGAUUGUUUAUACUUAACCCGAAUAUGCUGUAGAAAGAUGAAAAACUUCUCAAACAUUGUGGGUUAAGGACAAAUUGCAUUUAAAUGACCUCCUAAGUGUACAAUCAGUGUUUCUUAUAAAUCGUGAACUGUUUUCUGCCCAUGAAAAAGGAGAAAAUAUGAAAAAGCAGCACAGAGCAGUGCCAGAGCCAAACUGUACAGUUACGCAAAUACAUCGGAAAUGUGUUAUUUUUUUGCCCGCUAAACUAACCUUUAGAAAUAUCAGUGAAAAAUAAUGUGUAAGUAAUGCAUGUUGGAUAAUCUGCAAUGGCGAUGGAAUGUGCUUGAGAUAAGGUGUGAUAAUGCGCCUGCUUUUAUUUCUUUUUAAACAAAUGGCGCCAUCUAGUGUUGAGCUGUGGAACUCCUCUGUGGAGCGGUCACCUCUUCUAUUCCAAAGUCAUUGGCAAAAGUGUAUUCACAAAGGGGAAGCGUUCUAAACCAGACAUGAGCGGCUCAGACAGUGCGGUUUUACUCGUGUCAUUCAAAAAAAGGGUUGUGUUCUUUCAGAAUCCAUUUGGAGUAAAAAGGCUUUGCUAACGAAGGUGGUGAUUUGUAGUACUUAGGGAUGUGACAUUUUACUAUUGUGAUGCACAGCUGCAUAGAUACAGAUCACAAAGGAAUCAUGUUUUAUAAAGGCAAUUGAAAUUAGCAACCGCAAUUUGCAAUCCUUAUCUAUCUGCAUAUAUUACUAUAUGCACAGUGUAUGCAUCUGCUCAUUAAUGUAUUCUACUACAUAUACAUAUAGAUAUGCACUUGAAUGUACAGUCUGUCUGUCCUUGGUUAUGUAGUCAUUCUCAAUAAAUCAUGCUUAGUUUUCA